Molecule: messenger RNA, 15688 nt
Organism: Coregonus sp. 'balchen'
Lineage: Eukaryota; Metazoa; Chordata; Actinopteri; Salmoniformes; Salmonidae
Source: the annotation of a GenBank genome assembly
UUGGUGGUUGUGUGGUUUUUCUACUUCCUGAUCACACGUCGGAACCCGCCCAAAGACACCCUGUUUUAUGGUAUGUUAUUGGUCACUAUUUCAUGAUGAUGAUGAUGUUAUUUCCAACUUGAAUUAGCCAUGCAAUAUGGGUGAUUAUUAGUUUAACAAAGCACCAAUGCAUUUAAACACAGAUCCCCUCUGUGUAAAAUGGUUGAGUAAGUUAUAGUGUCAUGAGUCAUGACCACUACGUAUGUAGUCAAAUUCCAACUGCACUGAAGAGAUUUCCAGAAGGUUCUGCAUGUGAGUCAUGUGAAUUGUUUUAAUUGUUUCAUUAUUUAAUCUACAAACCUGCUUAUACUGAUCAGGAUCUCCUUACACAGAGCAAAGCUGAAACCCAGACUGACAUAUACGUGUCAUGGGUGACGACAAGGGCAUGUUAGUCUCAUCCUUAUGACACCACAGUUCUAGGAGAGCCAGAAAGACCUGGAGCUUGAGGGUAAGGGCACGUGAGCUCACUACGCCCUUUAUACAUUAGAUGCCUUACUUCUUGCUGAACUUACAGACUGACUGAACUUAUUGACUGCGGAUGACUGUUCCAUAUGGGAUGAAGAGCAGUAAUGACACGUCAUUACCAAAUAAGAAGACAAAAAACAACAUAUAGAUUGAUACAUCGGCCACAGGUACUUGGAGAGUGACGGCGUGUGUGUCUCUAUCUGUGUGUUUAUCAGGGGACAGCAGCAUCGUCAGGGAGAUGGGGAGGGAUGCAAGACGGCUGUCUGACACACAGGUGCCAUUACAAGGACGUUUGACGUUAUACGGGACAGCCAAUCCUUGUAAUACAGCUAAUAUGGAUUGUGCACCCUAUUCCAUUUCAUGAAAACAUGAGUUCAUGGAACUCUUUAUAAGCCUGUAAAAUGUCCUGUAAAGGUACAUCGCCUGGCUGUAAACUGUGAUCAGAAUGAGUUAACACUCAUAAGAUAUCCACAGUAUACAGUAAAUGUACAAAUACACUUUGUCUGGCUCUAAAAGUCUAUAUAUAAAUUAAUGGUAGUAAUGGCUACUGACUGACUGUGCGGGCAGUUCCUUUAAUCCUUGAGAUUACCCGUGCGUCAAUCUAUACUGAACAAAAAUAUAAACGCAACGUGCUGGUGUUGGUGCCAUGUUUCAUGAGCUGAAAUAAAAUAUCCUAGAAAUGUUCCAUACACACAAAAGGCUUAUAAUAAUAAUAAACAAAUAUGUUUACAUCCCUGUUAGUGAGCAUUUCUCCUUUGCCAAGAUAAUCCAUCCACCUGAUAGGUGUGGCAUAUCAAGAAGCUGAUUAAACAGCAUGAUCAUUACACAGGUGCACCUUGUGCUGGGGACAAUAAAAGGCCACUCUAAAAUGUGCAGUUUUGUCACACAACACAAUGCCACAGAAGUCUCAAGUUUUGAGGGAGUGUACAAUUGGCAUGCUGACUGCAGGAAUAUCCACCAGAGAAUGUAAUGUUAAUUUCUCAACCAUAAGCCGCCUCCAACGUCAUUUUAGAGAAUUUGGCAGUACGUCCAACCGGCCUCACAACCGCACACCACGUGUAACCAUGCCAGCCCAGGACCUCCACAUCCGGCUUCUUCACCUGCUGGAUCGUCUGAGACCAGCCACCCGGACAGCUGAUGAAACUGAGGAGUAUUUCUGUCUGUAAUAAAGCCCUUUUGUGGGGAAGAACUCAUUCUGAUUGGCUGGGCCUGGCUCCCAAGUGGGUGGGCUUGUGCCCCACCCAUGGCUGUGCCCCUGCCCAGUCAUGUGAAAUCCAUAGAUUAGGGCCUAAUUCAUUUAUUUCAAUUGACUGAUUUCCUUAUAUGAACUGUAACUCAGUAAAAUCAUUGAAAUUGUAGCAUGUUGUGUUUUUAUAUUUUUGUUCAGUAUAAGUAACAUCCACCGCAUCCGCCUAUGUCAGCCUUCCGCAUCUGCGGUGGAAGGUGGCCAAGCUACAGUGGUGUUUGUCAGACCAUGAGACAUCCCGACAAUAGGUCUUCUCACGAAAAUGUCUGUAGCGUCCAAACGGUUUGGCCUACAAACUAAUAUGACCACUCUAUUGAAAGAUGAGACUCUCACACAAGUCUCACGGGUCUGAAGGUAACCAGAACCUGUUUUAAAAAAUGGAUGGAAGUAUGGAGGUAGUUUUGUGCCAACAAAAAAAAGGGUUAAAUAUGUGUCCAAAAAACAAACAUAUUUCCUUAGCUUUCUUAUGUCUCCUAGAUAUAGGAAAGUCACUUCAAAACCUUAUUCCUUAUGAUUUAUUUUUUGACUGUCGGUUUUGCCAUUUAUAAAUGUGUUAUUAAAUGCGUUUAUAUGGGCUAUAAUAGUAAAGGCCAAAUGCAAUAUUUUAUCAAAUCAUUUAAAAAUAUACACUACUGGUCAAACGUUUUAGAACACCUACUCAUUCAAGGGUUUUUCUUUAUUUUGACUAUUUUCUACAUUGUAGAAUAAUAGUGAAGACAUCAAAACUAUGAAAUAACACAUAUGGAAUCAUGUAGUAACCAAAAAAGUGUUAAACAAAUCAAAAUAUAUUUUAUACUUGACAUUCUUCAAAUAGCCACCCUUUGCUUUGAUGACCGCUUUGCACACUCUUGGCAUUCUCUCAACCAGCUUCAUGAGGUAGUUACCUGGAAUGCAUUUCAAUUUUCCCACCGUAAAGCAUGGAGGAGGAGGUGUUAUGGUGUGGGGGUGCUUUCCUGGUGACACUGUCUGUGAUUAACCAGCAUGGCUACCACAGCAUUCUGCAGCAAUACGCCAUCCCAUCUGGUUUAGGCUUAGUGGGACUAUCAUUUGUUUUUCAACAGGACAAUGACCCAACACACCUCCAGGCUGUGUAAGGGCUAUUUUACCAAGAAGGAGAGUGAUGGAGUGCUGCAUCAGAUGACCUGGCCUCCACAAUCCCCCGACCUCAACCAAAUUGAGAUGGUUUGGGAUGUCUCGGACCGCAGAGUGAAGGAAAAGCAGCCAACAAGUGCUCAGCAAAUGUGGGAACUCCUUCAAGACUGUUGGAAAAGCAUUCUAGGUGAAGCUGGUUGAGAGAAUGCCAAGAGUGUGCAAAGCUGUCAUCAAGGCAAAGGGUGGCUAUUUGAAGAAUCUCAAAUAUAAAAUAUAUUUUGAUUUGUUUAACACUUUUUUGGUUACUACAUGAUUCCAUAUGUGUUAUUUCAUAGUUCUGAUGUCUUCACAAUUAUUCUACAAUGUAGAAAAUAGUAAAAAUAAAGAAAAACCCUUGAAUGAGUAGGUGAUCUAAAACUUUGAUCAGUAGUGUAUAUUUUUGAUACCUACAGGGGUCCUAAAAUUCUAAAUGAAAUAGCUAAAUGAUCCAUGGUAUGACCAUCUUAAAUCAACCCCCCCCCCCCCCCCCCCCGCACAUUACCAGCCACUUUAACUGAGCUCCUUUCCUUGGCUAUCUCCAGUCCUCUUGAUCCACCGCCACUCAUUAUGUGUCUCCCAGACUCUGAGAUAGGUGCCCUCUCAGCACCAUGUGUUCUAAACCCGAGGAAAACUCAACCCACAUCUCCCAAUAUAAAUCUCCCUUCACCCAGCCUACAGCUAGCAGACAUAAUUAUUUCUCUCCACAUCCCAGGAAAUCAAUAGCUGGUUGGUUGGUUGGAGGGAAAUGUUUUAAACACAGAAGGAUGGUGAGAGAGAGGGAGUGUGGAAGAAAACGAGUUGUAGUGGUUAACUAACUGUUCAUGAGAGAAAAGGAGGUUGAGCUUCUCACAAAUCCAGUCUUGUUCAAAGCGUCUUUAUAAGCAGUAAUAUUGUUCUGACAGUUUUAUUAAAUGUUUUAAGAGGAAGACAAAGCAGAUUGGGUAAUAAUUACAUGGAGGAAGGAGCUUUCUCUUUAUCAUAAAUACAAUGAGGAUAAUGAUCAUUGUUCCUACAGCUACAGAAUUCUGUUGGAAUCUGCUGAAUUCCACAACAAAUUGAAUGAGGGCCUUUUUUAGAGCUGAAUAUGCUCACAAAUGCAAUCCAUGUAGCUAAUCACUACAAAGAAAGUUGAACAGACCAACAGCCACGCAUUAAUCCAAGUUAUUUUCAGUUGUGUAAUUGAGGUUUUCAACAUAAACAUUAUAUAAUGCUGUAUUGCUUCAUUAUUGCCCACUUUCACAAUAUUAAUCUUCCACAGUACUCAAUGUUAGCAUUGUCUUUACAGUGUUUGCUGAGUUCUCCUUCACUUGUGUCAUUGACCUUGUGAGUUCUUUGGAACAUGACAGCUUUAUCUCUGGGUUUAUGGAAUUCUGACAUCUUUGUGUGACCACAUUUACAUCCACACACCAUCUCACUGCUGGGCCAUUGAUUUGAAGCUGUAUGCUGCCACUAGUUUACAGUGAUGGGAGUAACCCCUUUGGGCCAUUUAUUUCCCUCUCUCAGUAAGUCUUACCGCACCCUCGGUCUCUUCUGGGCUGGAUCGUUGUUUGCCAACAGGAGUGUCUUUGUGACAGGAAUUGUUGUAGGUGAGUCUCUCCUUUCCCCUCCUGUAUCCCACAAUGACCGAGUUAAUCAACGGUACAUCUGUACAGCGUUGUAGCAUCAGUGUCAUAGUGUAGGCUGCCAACACAACACACCUUUAGAAUUUACAGAACAAAGCAAAACUAGUCUCAAAUCAAAUCAAAUUGUAUUUGUCACAUGCGCCGAAUACAACAGGUGUAGACCUUAUAGUGAAAGCCCUUAACCAACAAUGCAGUUUUAAGAAAGAAUACCAAAAUAAAUCACACAAAAAAAAACAAUAUAAAAUAACAUAAAAAUAAAAGUAACAAAUAAUUAAAGAGCAGCAGUAAAAAUAACAGUAGGGAGGCUAUAUACAGGGGGUACCGGUACCGAGUCAACCGGUGCGGGGGCACCGGUUAGUCGAGGUAAUUGACAGAGACUGAUGUGGUGUACUCCUCAAUGCCAUCGGAAGAAUCCCGGAACAUAUUCCAGUCUGUGCUAGCAAAACAGUCCUGUAGCUUAGCAUCUGCUUCAUCUGACCACUUUUUUAUUGACCGAGUCACUGGUGCUUCCUGCUUUAGUUUUACCUUGUAAGCAGAAAUCCGGAGGAUAGAAUUAUGGUCAGAUUUGCCAAAUGGAGGGCGAGGGAGAGCUUUGUACGCGUCUCUGUGUGUGGAGUAAAGGUGGUCUAACGUUUUUUUCCCUCCUGCCAUCCAGGACCUCUAUACCAGGCGGUGUCAGAGGAAGGCCGUCAAAAUUGUCAAAGUCUCCAGCCACCCUAGUCAUAGACUGUUCUCUCUGCUACCGCACGGCAAGCGGUACCGGAGUGCCAAGCUCUCUGCAGGUCAUUCACUAGGUCCCCCCGUGUGGUUCUGGGAUUUUUGCUCACUGUUCUUGUGAUCAUUUUGACCCCACGGGGUGAGAUCUUGCGUGGAGCCCCAAAUCGAGGGAGAUUAUCAGUGGUCUUGUAUGUCUUCCAUUUCCUAAUAAUUGCUCCCACAGUUGAUUUCUUAAAACCAAGCUGCUUACCUAUUGCAGAUUCAGUCUUCCCAGCCUGGUGCAGGUCUACAAUUUUGUUUCUGGUGUCCUUUGACAGCUCUUUGGUCUUGGCCAUAGUGGAGUUUGGAGUGUGACUGUUUGAGGUUGUGGACAGGUGUCUUUUAUACUGAUAACAAGUUCAAACAGGUGCCAUUAAUACAGGUAAUGAGUGGAGGACAGAGGAGCCUCUUAAAGAUGAAGUUACAGGUCUGUGAGAGCCAGAAACCUUGCUUGUUUGUAGGUGACCAAAUACUUAUUUUCCACCAUAAUUUGCUAAUAAAUUCAUUAAAAAUCCUACAAUGUGAUUUUCUGGAUUUUUUUUCUCUCAAUUUGUCUGUCAUAGUUGACGUGUACCUAUGAUGAAAAUUACAGGCCUCUCUCAUCUUUUUAAGUGGGAGAACUUGCACAAUUGGUGGCUGACUAAAUACUUUUUUCCCCCACUGUAUUACCUCAACUACCUCAACUAGCCGGUGCCCCCGCACAUUGACUCUGCACCGGUACCCCCCUGUAUAUAUAGCCUCCCUACUGUUCUUUUAUUUUAUUUUACUUCUGCUCUUUUUUUCUCAACACUUUUUUGUUGUUGUUGUUGUUUUAUUUUACUUUUUUAUAAAAAAAAUAAUGCAUUGUUGGUUAAGGGCUAUAAGUAAGCAUUUCACUGUAAUGUCACCUGUUGUAUUCGGCACAUGUGGCCAAUAAAAUUUGAUUUGAUUUGAUAACAUGCUGGUAGAAAUUAGGUAAAACAGAUUUAAGUUCCCUGCAUUAAAGUCCCCUGCCACUAUAAGCGCCGGCGCUGGAUGAGUGUUUACCUGUUUGCUUAUGGUCGUAUACAGCUCAUUGAGUGUGAUCUUAGUGCCAGCAUCAGUUUGUGGUGGUAAAUAGACAGCUACGAAGAAUAUAGAUGAAAACUCUCUUGGUAGAUAGUGUGGUCUUCAGCUUAUCAUGAGAUACUCUACCUCAGGCAAGCAAAACCUUGAGACUUCCUUAGAUAUCGUGCACCAGCUGUUGUUUACAAAUAUACAUAGACCUCCACCCCUUGUCUUACCAAAGGCUGCUGUUUUAUCCUGCCGAUACAGUGUAUAACCCGCCAGCUGUAUGUUAUUCAUGUCUUCGUUCAGCCACGACUCUGUGAAACAUAAGAUAUUACAGUUUUUAAUGUCCCGUUGGUAGGAUAUAAGUGCUUGUAGUUCGUCCACUUUAUUAUCAAGCGAUUGUAAAUUGGCCAAUAGUAUCGAUGGCAAAGGCAGAUUAGCCACUCGUCACCGGCUCCUUACCAGGCACCCCGAUCUCCUUCCGUGAUAUCUCCGUCAUUCGCAGUAGAAAGAAAAGGAGAUAAGGGCCCUGUCGGGUGUCUGGAGCAAAUCCCUCUCAUCCGACUCAUUAAAGAAAAAUUAUUUGUCCACUUCAAGGUGAGUAAUCGCUGUUCUGAUGUCCAGAAGCUAUUUUCUGUCACAAGAGACGGUAGCAGCAACAUUAUGUACAAAAUAAGUUACAAACAAUGCGAAAAAACACAAAAUAGCACGGUUGGUUAAGAGUCCAUAAAAAGGCAGCCAUCCCCUCCGGUGCCAACAAAGCAUCUGUUCUCUGGAUUUCAAACAGCAUAGGGAAGUAUCGGAGGAUCAAACUAACUCGCGGCAAUGUGUUCACAACAUUUUGUAUUUAAGUUGUAUAUUUGUUCAAUGAUGCCCUACUGAGGACUUAUUUAGAACAUUAUUUAAGUUCAUUACAAGCUGUGUAUAAUAGAGCCUCCAAGUUAUGAAAAUGUGGUCUCCUCUUUUGGCUAAGGUCUCCUCUAUUUCUCAUGUAAACGUCAUGGAAAUGUGUCAACUUUAACAUGGUUAAAAUUAGACUGCUCUACUCUACUUCAGAUGUACCCAGUUCCUCCUCAUAUAGUGCCUUGCAAAAGUAUUCCUCCCCCUUGGCAUUUUUCCUAUUUUGUUGCAUUACAACCUGUAAUUUAAAUGGAUUUUUAUUUGUAUUUCAUGUAAUGGACAUACACAAAAUAGUCCAAAUUGGUGAAGUGAAAUGAAAAAAAUAACUUGUUUCAAAGAAUUCAAAAAAAUAAAUAACGGAAAAAUGGUGCGUGCAUAUGUAUUCACCCCCUUUGCUAUGAAGCCCCUAAAUACGAUCUGGUGCAACCAAUUACCUUCAGAAGUCACAUAAUGAGUUAAAUAAAGUCCACCUGUGUGCAAUCUAAGAGUCACAUGAUCUGUCACAUGAUCUCAGUAUAUAUACACCUGUUCUGAAAGGCCCCAGAGUCUGCAACACCACUAAGCAAGGGGCACCACCAAGCAAGCGGCACCAUGAACACCAUGAAGGAGCUCUCCAAACAGGUCAGGGAUAAAGUUGUGGAGAAGUAUAGAUCAGGGUUGGGUUAUAAAAAAAUAUCCUAAACUUUGAACAUCCCACGGAGCACCAUUUAAAUCCAUUAUUAAAUAAUGGAAAUAAUAUGGCACCACAACAAACCUGUCAAGAGAGGGCCGCCCACCAAAACUCACGAACCAGGCAAGGAGGGCAUUAAUCAGAGAGGCAACAGAGACCAACGAUAACCCUGAAGGAGCUGCAAAGCUCCACAGCGGAGAUUGGAGUAUCUGUCCAUAGGACCACUUUAAGCCGUACACAGAGCUGGGCUUUACGGAAGAGUGGCCAGAAAAAAGCCAUCACUUAAAGAAAAAAAUAAGCAAACACGUUUGGUGUUCACCAAAAGGCAUGUGGGAGACUCCCCUAUUGCUUCCUAUAUGGGGAGCGAUCAAGCUGUUCAACAUGCCCAAGAGCGGACCCACCCUCAGUGGAUACAGGGUGAGAUGGAGAAUGGCACAGCUGAUUGACCUGGUGGAAUACCUCGGGCCAGGAGUUUUACCUGACCUUGUGUCCUCACCAGGAAAACUAGGGCUCAGAACAUAGAAAUAUAAUGAAUAGAAUGGGCGUCCCCAUAAUACCCAUAAAACCUAGCGGUCAAACAGGGAAAUGGUUCCAAUCGUUUUUCCACCAUUCAUUUUUCCUAAAGGGGAUUAAAGAAACACUUAAAAUAAGGGCUGUGUUUCAUGUAGGCUUACCCUGGCGUGACAUUUUGAUAACCACCAUGUAAAUCUCUCUCGGACAAGGUGACUUUAAUCAAUAUAUUCGGCUCUAUUUACUCUCAGAUUCUAAAAUGCUCAUUAGCAUCAAAGUAGACAUCAUGCAAGACUACAAAUCCCUGCCAUCUCAUGCAUGUCAUCUCUAGCUGGCAUCUUUCCUAACAGGUACUUUUAAAGACAUUUUGACUAUUUAUUCAUUACUACAUUUAGUUAACAAUAGAUAGUUAAUCCAGAGAUUCUUACCUUUGCCUCAAUUCGGCAGUCUUGUCCAGAUCAUCAUGGCAUUUGUAGUUCUUUAUCAUAGCCACAUUAGCAGCUAAUUAGCAUGUAAAAAAUGUUAUAAAUUGAUUUGCAUUUUAAUGAGGGAAAUAAGUAUUUGACCCCUCUGCAAAACAUGACUUAGUACUUGGUGGCAAAACCCUUGUUGGCAAUCACAGAGGUCAGACGUUUCUUGUAGUUGACCACCAGGUUUGCACACAUCUCAGGAGGGAUUUUGUCCCACUCCUCUUUGCAGAUCUUCUCCAAGUCAUUAAGGUUUCGAGGCUGACGUUUGGCAACUCGAACCUUCAGCUCCCUCCACAGAUUUUCUAUGGGAUUAAGGUCUGGAGACUGGCUAGGCCACUCCAGGACCUUAAUGUGCUUCUUCUUGAGCCACUCCUUUGUUGCCUUGGCCGUGUGUUUUGGGUCAUUGUCAUGCUGGAAUACCCAUCCACGACCCAUUUUCAAUGCCCUGGCUGAGGGAAAGAGGUUCUCACCCAAGAUUUGAUCAUUGCAACUCCACGAGGUGAGAUCUUGCAAGGAGCCCCAGGCCGAGGGAGAUUGACAGUUAUUUUGUGUUUUUCCAAUUGCGAAUAAUCGCACCAACAUCUGCCACACUGAUCCUCAACACGGGGGCCCCUCAGGGGUGCGUGCUCAGUCCCCUCCUGUACUCUCUGUUCACCCAUGACUGCAUGGCCAGGCACGACUCCAACACCAUCAUUAAGUUUGCCGACGACACAACAGUGGUAGGCCUGAUCACCGACAACGAUGAGACAGCCUAUAGGGAGGAGGUCAGAGAUCUGGCCGUGUGGUGCCAGGACAACAACCUCUCCCUCAACGUGACCAAGACAAAGGAGAUGAUUGUGGACUACAGGAAAAAAAAGAGGACUGAGCACGCCCCCAUUCUCAUCGACGGGGCUGUAGUGGAACAGGUUGAGAGCUUCAAGUUCCUUGGUGUCCACAUCACCAACGAACUAUCAUGGUCCAAACACACCAAGACAGUCGUGAAGAGGGCACGACAAAGCCUAUUCCCCCUCAGGAGACUAAAAAGAUUUGGCAUGGGUCCUCAGAUCCUCAAAAAAUUCUACAGCUGCACCAUCGAGAGCAUCCUGACUGGUUGCAUCACCGCCUGGUAUGGCAACUGCUUGGCCUCUGACCGCAAGGCACUACAGAGGGUAGUGCGUACGGCCCAGUACAUCACUGGGGCAAAGCUCCCUGCCAUCCAGGACCUCUAUACCAGGCGGUGUCAGAGGAAGGCCCUCAAAAUUGUCAAAGACUCCAGCCACCCUAGUCAUAGACUGUUCUCUCUGCUACCCGCACGGCAAGCGGUACCGGAGUGCCAAGUCUAGGUCCAAAAGACUUCUCAACAGCUUCUACCCCCAAGCCAUAAGACUCCUGAACAGCUAAUCAUGGCUACCCGGACUAUUUGCACUGCCCCCCCACCCCAUCCUUUUUACGCUGCUGCUAGAGUGUGCUCCUAAUCUCAGCUCGUUACCUGUAUAAAAGACACCUGGGAGCCAGAAAUCUUUCUGAUUGAGAGGGGGUCAAAUACUUAUUUCCCUAAUUAAAAUGCAAAUCAAUUUAUAACAUUUUUUACAUGCAUUUUUCAGGAAUUUUUUGUUGUUAUUCUGUCUCUCACUGUUCAAAUAAACCUUCCAUUAAAAUGAUAGACUGAUCAUUUCUUUGUCAGUGGGCAAACGUACAAAAUCAGCAGGGGAUCAAAUACUUUUUUCCCUCACUGUACAUGGCCUUCACUCUCUUCAGGGGCUUGGUGAGCCAGCAGGGCCUGAAUACACACUUAGAAAUUAACACUCAAAAAUAUUGGAAAUAAAAUAAAACAUCAGAAAUAAAGUGUUAUAUUAGGAUUAUUCUAGCGCACCAAUUUUAGCACAGUCUAAAGAGUCGAUGCAUAUAGAAGUGAUUCCCUCAUGUGCCAUCUGUCUUUGUAGUAGAUCAUCUAUGCAUCAUAAACUAAUCAUUAUGUGCAACAUCUUCUGCGCUGAUUCAAUCAUGUCAUAUAGGUGGUCUCAUUUGACACUUCCCUGGCAAAAAGCCAUUUGAAGAUGUACCUACUUAUUAGAUGUUUUAAUGUGAUUUUCAUUCAAUACUUGUUCUUUAUCACGUUCUCCUGUGACCAGACAUGGUUUAUAUUACAAUAACUGAUCCUACAGACGAGUAGUUUAUAAAGUACUCUUACCUAGAUGAUCAUGUUGUAACCUUCCUCGUGUGUGUGUGGGUAGCUCUUAACUCCCCUCUAGAGGCCUGUUCCGUCUACCUCUGCGAGUAUGAGCCCUAUCUGAAGGACCCGGUGGGCUACCCCAAGGUUAUUUUGGGUACUUUAGACACAGAGCAUGCCUCUCUGCAGUUCCAGUGGCAUUCCUUAAUAGUCGCUAACCCACUUCGUUUUAAAUAACAACGUAAUAGCCACUCCAUCCAGAGAUCACUUGGAGCUGCCUUGAAGCCUGCCCUAUCUCUCUCCUCUGUGUGUAUCUCACAACACAGAUUACAGAGCCGUUUUAAUCAUUACGCCACAAUGAGAGGGCUGAGAGGCCAGGCUGGUUCAUCGUCUCUCAUUUGUUAGGCAAGAGAGUGGUUGUGACUGGUCCGGUCUCAACGCCCGCCUGGGCUUACUUCAAACGCUGGGUGUUUUGUUUUGAUUUUAAUUAGGGUCCUUAACCGAGUCAAUAGGUUAUCUAAAUACCUUGUUGUUGCUCCAGUCCAGGCACAAUGGCCAAGCAUCGAUCAGGCAGGGAACUGCAUGCUGAGAACUUGAUAAACGAAUCCUCCUUCCCCUGAGCCCCCCAUGAGCAACACACUGGGUGGGAGGUGUGUGUGUGUAUGCGUGCGUGUGUGUAUACUCUAGCUAGCAUGUGUGUGCAAUGCAGGUGUGUGUGUGUGUGUGUGGAGGGGCGGUUUUCAUGGUGUUGCGCUGCCUUUGCAUUGAGCGACCUUUUUAAUCAUUGAUGGUGAUCAACCAUGGCAGACAGAUGACUGGGCGCAGCACACAGACACUCCUGCAAGGACGGAAGGGCAAUGUGUGAUUGGCUCUCAGCCUCUGUGCUCAAUUCAUUAGGAUUCAUCAGGACCACAGCCCUAGAACAAAAGCCACUGUUCAAAGGUAUAAUUUGAUGCCAUUACUUCAGCAGCUACCUGACUUUCAUGCUCCAAAUAUUCUCUGUUGAAGUGCAAGUGAGAGUCGAUGUAAUGACCUCUGUAUUUGGACACUACAAUUUGGUCCUCAGUGUGCGUUGUGAAAGCACUUCAAAUGUGUGUGUGUGUUGUCUAUGCAGCCGGCAGCAGUGUUAUCUGUAUUCUGUGUGAGUGCUUGGACUGCUGUAACGCUGUUAGCGCCCUAGCAAGGAUGAAGAUGUACUGCAUUAAUUGUCCAUUGGCGUGUCUAUAUUAAUUGUCCAUUGGAGUGUCAGAGCUGCACGGUGGGGCGGGCCGGUUGGAGUCAAACAGAGGUCUCUGAGACACUUGUACUGUGAUUUAAUCCUGUGAUGUAAUCCCUGUUGUAGAUUCUGCACCUCCUGUUCUACGUGCUGCCAAUGCUGGGGGCCUUUGUCUACGGACUCAUAGUGCCUGGCUGCACCUGGGUGCCUGAUUGGACUGUGUUCGUUGCUGGAGGCAUUGCCCAGGUAAGAUAUGGGGGACAUAUUUGUGUUAUUAUGGGUUAAGAACAUAAACUACAGUUCCCAGAAUGCAAUGUGCUCUAUCUACAUUACUUCUUCUACAUCCAAGACCUCUAUACUAGGCGAUGUCAGAGGAAGGCCCAGAAAAUUGACAAAGACUCCAGCCACCCAAGUCAUAGACUGUUCUCUCUGCUACUGCAUGGCAAGCAGUACCGGAGCUCCAAGUCUAGGUCCAAAAGGCUCCUUAACAGCUUCUACCUCCAAGCCAUAAGACUGCAGAACAAUUAAUCAAAUGGCUACCCAGGCUAUUUGCAUUGAUUUUACACUGCUGCUACUCGCUGUUUAUUAUCUAUGCAUAGUCACUUUACCCCUACAUACAUGUACAUAUUACCUCAAUUACCUCGACUAACCUGUACCCCCGCACAUUGACUCGGUACCGGUACCCCCUGUAUAUAGCCUCAUUAUUGUUAUUUUAUUGUGUUACUUUCUUUACUUUAGUUUAUUUAGUAAAUAUUUUCUUAACUCUUAUUUUCUUAAAACUGUGUUGUUGGUUAAGGGCUUGUAAGUAAGCAUUUCAAGGUAAGGUGUACACCAGUUGUAUUCGGCGCAUGUGACAAAUACAAUUUUAUUUUAUUUGAUUCUACAUACUGCUAUUACUAGUCAUACUAGACUUGAACAGGUUGAAUCACUUAACAGUGACUAGGGCCCUGAAAGUUCAAACUGUGUACAUUACGCUCAGCAUUAGUUUCAAGUUGUAUUAGUCGUAUGUACAGGAUACACAUGGUAUACACCGUCCAACUUAAAUGCUUACUUGCAGGUUCCUGCUCGACAAUGCAACAACAAUAAGAAAUAAUAAAAGAUAAGAAUACGAACAUAAAGUAAAUGGCUCAGUAGAAUAGAAUAGUGAAAGUAUAGCUCCCAAUGCUACCACUAUCGCAAGUUCUUAUUGAAAUAUUUUAUUAGAUCCAGCUUUAAUAAGGCCUCUUCAUGGCGUCCGUGUUCAUAAUAAUAACCAGUCAGCCCCAUCCUAUAGAGACCUAUUUCCUGUCAUCAGGAGGCUGAAUUUCCUCUCCAUGCUCGACUAAUAGAGGCAGCCAUCAAACAAGAGGCAGUGAUCAAAGGCCAGUACUGUAUAGACUCGUCUGCAGCCCCUACUAUCCCUCAACACGGGGGAAGGCCAGCCUCGGGGAUUCAGCAUUUCUAAUCAAAAGACUCCUGUGAAACGGAGCAGGGCACCAGAGUCUUCUCUCUGAGGUCGGGCUUUGCUGUACUGUACAUCGCUGGCUGCAGAUACUAAUGGGUGUUGCAGAGGCUCAAAGUAGAGUAACGUAUCAGGUUUAAAGCUAUUAAAUCAAGGCUUUUGUGAGGCAACACUUGAAAAUCAACACUUGAAAAUUAGUGGUCAGUUGUGAAUAAACGUAUUGCCUAGCUAUGAGAGUGAACAAGAAUUACACUAGUAUGUGGACACCACUUCAAAUUAGUGGAUUUGGCUAUUUCAGCCACACCCGUUGCUGACAGGUGUAUAAAAUCGAGCACACUUCCAUACAAUCUCCAUAGACAAACAUUGGCAGUAGGAUGGCCGUACUGAGGAGCUCAGUGACUUUCAACGUGGCACCAUCAUAGGAUGCCACCUUUCUAACAAGUCAGUUCGUCAAAUUUCUGCCCUGCUAGAGCUUCUCCGGUCAACUGUAAGUGCUGUUAUUGUGAAGUGGAAACAUCUAGGAGCAACAACGGCUCAACCGCGAAGUGGUAGGCCACACAAGCUAAAAAAAUCUAAUAAAGAAAUUGUCUGUCCUCGGUUGCAACACUCACUAUCGAGUUCCAAACUGCCUCUGGAAUAAACGUUAGCACAAGAACUGUUCGUCGGGAGCUUCAUGAAAUGGGUUUCCAUGGCCGAGCAGCCGCACAUAAGCCUAAGAUCACCAUGAACAAUGCCAAGCGUCGGCUGGAGUGGUGUAAAGCUUGCCGCCAUUGGACUCUGGAGCAGUGGAAACCCGUUCUCUGGAGUGAUGAAUCAUGCUUCACCAUCUGGCAGUCUGACGGAGGAAUCUGGGUUUGGCGGAUGCCAGGUGAACGCUACCUGCCCCAAAGCAUAGUGCCAACUGUAAAGUUUGGUGGAGGAGGAAUAAUGGUCUGGGGCUGUUUUUCAUGGUUUGGGCUCCUUAGUUCCAGUGAAGGGAAAUCUUAACGCUAUACAGCAUACAAUGACAUUCUAGACAAUUCUGUUGCUUCCAACUUUGUGGCAACAGUUUGGGGAAGGUCCUUUCCUGUUUCAGCAUGACAGUGCCCCUGUGCACAAAGCGAGGUCCAUACAGAAAUGGUUUGUCGAGAUCGGUGUGGAAGAACUUGACUGGCCUGCACAGAGCCCUGACCUCAACCCCAUCGAACACCUUUGGGAUGAAUUGGAACGCUGACUGCGAGCCAGGCCUAAUCGCCCAACAUCAGUGCCUGAUCUCACUAAUGCUCUUGUGGCUGAAUAGAAGCAAGUCCGCGGCAGGUAGCUUAGUGGUUAAGAGCGUUGUGCCAGUAACCGAAAGGUCGCUGGUUCUAAUCCCCGAGCCGACUAGGUGAAAGAUCUGUCGAUGUGCCCUUGAGCAAGGCACUUAACCCUAAUUGCUCAUGUAAGUCGCUCUGGAUAAGAGCGUCUGCUAAAUGACAAAAAAAAAAUAAAAAUAAAAGAAAUAGUCCCCGCAGCAAUGUUCCAACAUCUAGUGGAAAGCCUUCCCAGAAGAGUGGAGGCUGUUAUAGCAGCAAAGGGGGGACCAACUCCAUAUUAAUGCCCAUGAUUUUGGAAUGAGAUGUUUGACUUUUGGCCAUGUAGUGUAUGUUAGUUACAGCUAGGGAUUCAACACCAAUAUGUGUUCUAUUGGGAAGUGAGUGGUAGUAUUUGUCUGACAAUGGACUAUCUCCCUAAAAAUAUUUGCUGAGUGACAUGACUGAAUAACCCAACACCUUUGUUUGGAAUAACGCCAAACUUUUCCCCUUCCUUCCUCUCUCCUCCACAGUGCCAGUGGGCCCACAUCGGGGCAUCCCUCCACCCACGUACAGUGGCCCCAUUCCGGAUCCAAGGCGAGGCCUUCCUGGCUGUCCUGGCAGCCAACCUGCUGUACGCUGUGAUCCCCUCGCUCAUCGCCAUGCACUGCACCAGCAACACCAACUUCUUCUUGACCGUCACUAAACUGCCCGGGAUGGAGGGGAUGCCCUGGGUUCCUGAUGCCGACACUCUGGUUGAGAAAAAGCACAAU